UAAGAAAAGAUUGCAAACUUUUCACAUUGUGUUGCUAUCCCACUCUAAGUGGGGUGCAGUUGUCGUAAAAAGAAAAUGAUAUAGCUAAGAUAAAAGAAGCAACAAACUUUCAAGCCCUAAGUUUUUCGCGGAACCAAACGAAACUAAAACAAAAACAGCACAUGUCAUCAUGUCAUGUCAGCGAACUAAAGUUAAAAACUAUUUUCCAUAAUUUAUCAAGUGGUCUGUCCUGGACCUUGAUGAAUGAAAACACAAGAGUUGAUGAAGUACUGCUAUAAUUGAUGAUGUUGAAAGAAGAAAAGGGAGAAAAUGUUUGAUGGUUUGACAGCUUGGUUUUCAUCUAGUGUUGAUGAGUCUAUUAAACAACAUUGGGAGAAUAAUCAUGGUGUUGUGCGUGAUGUUGAUGAGGCACAGUUUUUAUUCAGCCAAAAUUCUGAAAUACAGGACACAAAAAGGUUGUAUGAAAGUGAAGCUUAUUUAAAUGAACAUUUAACCAUCUUUCAUGUUCAGUAUAUCAACGAUUGUAUUAAAUCAGGGGACAGAAAAAAAGUUGUUUUAGGAAAAUAUUUCUUACCUCCCUUAGAAAUACAGAAUUUAAUUAGAAACCAGGUAGAAUUUAUCUGGGAGAAAGACAAGGGAAGUAUACAGUCAGUUCAGGUGAAUACAGGAAAGAGAAAGACAGAUGGUGUAUUAGGAGGAGAUAACUCUUCACCAGUUAAAUCAAGAUGUCCUAGAAUAAUAGACGCUGGUGUAUUAGGAGGAGAUAACUCUUCACCAGUUAAAUCAAGAUGUCCUAGAGUAAUAGACGAUGGUGUAUUAGGAGCAGAUAACUCUUCACCCGUUAAAUCAAAAUGUUCUAGAGUAAUAGAAACAGGUACAACUACCGCUGUUGAGAACUCUUCACCAGGUAAAUCAAGAUGUUCUAGGGUAAUAGACGCUGGUGUAACUACCUCUGUUGAGAACUCGUCACCAGUUCAAUCAAAAUGUUCUACAGGAAUGGACACUGAUUCUAUCCAUAUCAACGAUCUACCCAAGAUACGAGGCCAGAUUGAAGAUUUUAUUCCAGGAGAAAAUGGCUGUGAGGUAUUUCUGAAGAUGUAAGAAAGCUGGAACAUGUUUUAAAACAAGAAAUGUCAACAGAUUUUAUAACAUUGUGUGAGAUAUUUCUGACAAUGUAAGAAACCCGAAACCUGUCUGCAGUGAGUUGUUUCUAAAAAAAUAAAUGUGGACAAACUUUAUGACAUUGUAAACCACAUUUUGUGCAGCUGGUUAUAUUCUUAUCGUCCAUUAUCAUGUGAUUGUAAUGUGGAUUCAAAUGAAAUUUUUUUGGACUAUCUUCAGCUUUAAAAAUAAUACCACAGUAUUCAUUGUUAUGUUCCUACAACAGGGUCAGUUAAUUGAUGGCAGGGCUAGAGAUUAGUUAAUUGAGGGGAGGGCUAGAGGUCAGUUAAUUGAGGGGAGGGCUAGAGGUCAGUUAAUUGAGGGGAGGGCUAGAGGUCAGUUAAUUGAGGGUAGGGCUAGAGGUUGGUUAAUUGAGGGUAGGCCUAGAGAUUAGUUAAUUGAGGGUAGGGCUAGAGGUUGGUUAAUUGAGGGGAGGGCUAGAGGUCAGUUAAUUGAUGGCAGGGCUAGAGAUUAGUUAAUUGAGGGGAGGGCUAGAGGUUGGUUAAUUGAGGGUAGGGCUAGAGAAUGGUUAAUUGAGG
Molecule: messenger RNA, 1700 nt
Organism: Patella vulgata (common limpet)
Lineage: Eukaryota; Metazoa; Mollusca; Gastropoda; Patellidae
Exons: 7
Coding region: 310-1101 (263 amino acids)
Biological process (GO): homologous chromosome pairing at meiosis; meiotic attachment of telomere to nuclear envelope
Cellular component (GO): nuclear inner membrane
Source: RefSeq, a predicted model, not a curated record